UAUACAGGAACAGCACCACUACGCGUAAUGAAUUCCUUUGUGCGCGAACUUCCCUUAAGCCCACCCAGUCGACUUCCGUUGUCUCUGUCUUCCUAGUCAAGAAAGCGAGAGAAGCUCUCUUUCCCCUUUUUCCAUUUUCCAUCCAACUAAACACAAAUCUCCAUAUCUUUGUUUCACUCCAUCAACGUACCUUCCUCCGAUUCUAGGGCAGCUUCUUUGUUUUUUUACUCUUCCCACCAAACCCCCCCUCCAUCAAGCAAUCGGAAACAAUUGUUAGAGCUUUGAGAGUUUUCUUUCCUAUUUUUGUGUUAUUGUAAUUAGUGCGUAGAGCCGGCCAAGUCGACUCGGGAUAAUGUUCUUCUCGGGCGAUCCAUCGACUCGGAAGCGAGUUGAUUUGGGGGGCCGGAGUUCGAAGGAAAGGGAUAGGCAGAAGCUUCUGGAGCAGACGAGGUUGGAGCGCAAUCGGCGCUUGUUUUUACGCCAGCAAAACUCAGCCGCGCUCAAAAUCCAGAAAUGCUUCAGAGGGAGAAAGGCAGUGAAAGCUGAACAUUUUAAGGCGCGAGAGCAUUUCUAUGAAACCUAUGGGAAGCACUACCAAAAUGUAAACAGGCAUUGUUUUGGCCCAGACUCAGAGUUCCUCCGUCAGUUACUUUUUUUCUUUAAUGCACAAAAUGCUGGCGAUUUUGCAAUCCUUGUGGAGACAUGCCGAUUACUUCUGCAAUUUGUUCGUGAUAGUGGGUACAGUAUCUCACAGAAACCUUUGCUGCCUAGAACUUUAGUUGGUGGGAACAUCGAAGGCCUCUUUGCUGGCAAGGAUUAUUCAUCCAACCGAACCUUGGUGGACUUUAGAGUGAAGCAACUUGCAUAUGCUUGUAUUCAGGCUGUGCAUCAGAAUAGAAAUUGGUUAGAGGAGCAAGUAUUGAUGGCGCCUGAGGAAUCUAGCACAUCAACGAGUGUCUUGCUAGAAACAGUAGUUUUAUUGAUAAAUCCAAAACUUCCAUGGGCUUGUAAUAUAGUUGGCUAUCUAUUGCAAAGAAAUACAUUCACCCUAUUUAGAGAGAUUGCACUUACAUGGAAGGAAAGUACUAAGAGUGGUAAUGCCAUUGGUACAGUUUUGUCAUUGGGGCAUGUGCUUGGCCUUAUAAUUCCUCACGUUGGUCAGAAGCCAUGUACUUGUCCAAAUAUCUACUCACAAUCGAGUUUCUCAUCCCAGAUUCUUACAAUUCCAUUCUUGUGGCAGCUUUUCCCAUACUUAAAAGAGGUUUUUGCAAGUCGGGGGCUUAGCCAACAUUACUUACAUCAGAUGGCAUUUUGUAUGCAAAAUAGUGCUAAUAUACUUCCUAAUGAUGUAUCCGCUGAAUAUCCUAGUUAUGCCUGCCUUCUUGGGAAUAUUUUAGAAACUGCUGGUGUUGCUUUAUCACAGCCCAACUGCUCAUUUGAAAUGGCUGUGGAUCUUGCUUCUGUUACAACGUUUUUGUUGGAGACACUUCCUUCCAUGAAAUCAUCUGGCAGAGAGAGUAAAGAAAGUUCCAUGCUGGUUGAGGAUGACACAGUUGCAGGUGAUGAAGCAAUAGAAAUAGGUUUGAGUAAGGAUUUGGAACAACAAAUAUGCAAUGCUAUAGAUCCUCGAUUUCUUCUGCAAUUGACAAAUUUGUUAUUUGGAGGAAUUUCUCUUGCUGGUGGUUCACACGAUGGACCGGAUGAUAAGGAGGUGGCAGCUGUUGGUGCAGCUUGUGCUUUUCUGCAUGUCACUUUCAACACUUUACCUCUUGAGCGAAUCAUGACUGUACUAGCUUACAGAACUGAACUUGUUCCUGUACUUUGGAAUUUUAUGAAGCGGUGCCAUGAGAAUCAGAAAUGGUCAUCCUUGUCACAGCAGUUUGCAUAUCUGUCUGGAGAUGCACCUGGUUGGCUAUUGCCCCUGGCUGUUUUCUGUCCUGUGUACAAGCACAUGCUUAUGAUAGUUGAUAAUGAGGAGUUCUAUGAGCAGGAGAAACCACUAUCAUUGAAGGAUAUUAGAUGCCUUAUAAUUAUUCUAAGACAGGCGCUAUGGCAGCUUCUAUGGAUCAAUCCUGCAACACCAGCUAAUUCUGUGAAAUUCGCCACCAACACCUCUACUAAUAAGAGGCAUCCUGAGGAAUUCAUCCAAGAAAGGGUUAGCAUUGUAGCCUCUGAGCUCCUUUCACAGUUGCAAGACUGGAACAAUAGACGGCAAUUUACAUCCCCCAGUGACUUCCAUGCUGAUGGUGUUAAUGAAUUUUUCAUUUCCCAGGCUCUAAUAGAAAAUACCCGAGCAAAUGACAUAUUGAAGCAAGCACCCUUCUUGGUGCCAUUUACAAGCAGGGUUAAAAUAUUCACUUCACAGUUAACGGCAGUUCGGCAAAGACAGGAGUCUCAUUCUGUUUUUACUAGGAACCGAUUCAGAAUACGAAGGGAUCAUAUUUUAGAAGAUGCCUAUAACCAGAUGAGUGCAUUGUCUGAAGAGGAUCUUCGAGGAGUUAUUCGUGUAACGUUUGUCAAUGAAUUUGGAGUUGAGGAGGCUGGUAUUGAUGGUGGUGGAAUUUUCAAAGAUUUCAUGGAGAAUAUUACUCGAGCAGCUUUUGAUGUCCAGUAUGGUUUAUUUAAGGAAACAGCUGAUCACCUGCUCUACCCUAACCCUGGAUCUGGAAUGAUACAUGAACAACAUCUCCAAUUUUUCCAUUUUCUUGGAACUCUUCUGGCAAAGGCUAUGUUUGAAGGAAUUCUUGUUGAUAUACCAUUUGCAACAUUUUUCUUGAGCAAAUUAAAGCAGAAGUACAAUUAUCUGAAUGACUUACCUUCAUUGGACCCAGAACUGUAUCGCCAUCUUAUUUUCUUGAAGCAUUAUGAAGGUGACAUUUCAGAUUUAGAACUGUACUUUGUUAUCGUCAAUAAUGAAUAUGGAGAGCAGACAGAAGAAGAGCUACUUCCUGGAGGAAAGAACUUGCGUGUUUCCAAUGAGAAUGUUAUUACGUUUAUACAUCUUGUGGCCAAUCACCGUUUGAAUUUUCAGAUACGUCAACAAAGUUCUCAUUUCUUGAGGGGGUUUCAGCUGCUUAUACAGAAAGAUUGGAUUGACAUGUUUAACGAGCAUGAACUUCAGCUUUUGAUAUCAGGUUCAGUUGACAGCUUGGAUUUUGAUGAUCUAAGAUUGAAUACCAAUUAUGUAGGCGGCUAUCAUAAAGAACAUUACGUCGUAGAGAUGUUCUGGGAAGUUCUGAAAAGCUUUUCAUUGGAAAAUCAGAAGAAAUUUUUGAAGUUUGUCACUGGGUGCUCUCGAGGACCCCUCCUUGGAUUCAGAUAUCUCGAGCCUUUAUUUUGCAUACAAAGGGCUGCUGGUAGUGCCUCUGAGGAGGCUCUUGACCGGUUACCAACAUCAGCUACUUGUAUGAAUCUUCUAAAGCUUCCACCAUAUAGAAGCAAAGAGCAACUGGAAACAAAGUUGCUAUAUGCUAUAAAUGCCGAUGCUGGUUUUGAUUUGAGCUGAUUGACCAACUACGCCAAAUGGAAGUGGAGAAGAAUACUGUCAUUAGAUAUGGCAUUUACCAUUUUUCGGUUUUAUAACUCUCCACUCUUGGGGGAAGUGGUGAAAACCAUAAGAGCUUCCUAGGAGACUUUGAAGGUGUUAAAGGCAGAUUGGUGGCUGAAUAAAAGGCAUGUAAGUUAUGAUUUCCGGCCAGCCUGCUUAUUCGAGUUUAAAAUGUACAUAUGUGGGAUAAUCUGCAAAAUGGAUGGAGGCAUUCUAAAGCCUACACGUGCAGGACCAUUGCUAGAUGGUCAUAUAAAUGUCAUCAUUUUGUAGAUUGUAAAUCUUUUAAAACUUGGAUUGACAUAUUUCUGUAAAUGAGAAGGGAUGACACUGCAUGUAUUAGUAGGGGUUUGUAGGAUGUUUAGGCAGUGUUCUCAUUUUUUUAUCCUCAUUUCUAACCUUUUAAAUAUAUGAUGAUUGUAUAAAUGACACAGUUCUGAUA
This is a messenger RNA of Carya illinoinensis, 3989 nucleotides long. RefSeq names its product E3 ubiquitin-protein ligase UPL6. The record is from RefSeq and is a predicted model, not a curated record. Lineage: Eukaryota; Viridiplantae; Streptophyta; Magnoliopsida; Fagales; Juglandaceae. The transcript has 27 exons. Gene Ontology annotation, biological process: protein polyubiquitination; ubiquitin-dependent protein catabolic process. Gene Ontology annotation, molecular function: ubiquitin protein ligase activity. Bases 353 to 3505 code for a protein of 1050 amino acids.